Molecule: messenger RNA, 1269 nt
Organism: Drosophila ananassae
Lineage: Eukaryota; Metazoa; Arthropoda; Insecta; Diptera; Drosophilidae
Gene: RpLP0
Product: 60S acidic ribosomal protein P0
Exons: 3
Coding region: 137-1090 (317 amino acids)
Biological process (GO): cytoplasmic translation; ribosomal large subunit assembly; ribosome biogenesis
Cellular component (GO): cytosolic large ribosomal subunit
Molecular function (GO): large ribosomal subunit rRNA binding; structural constituent of ribosome
Source: RefSeq, a predicted model, not a curated record
AAAUAUCGAUAUUUCACAUAUUUUCCGCAUCGCUAUUUCCGGCGCCAACUUACCCUCUUUCCGUUCAGUGAGCGAAACCGAAAAGUCUUUGCUUUGUUCUUAAAUUCAGUAGACGAGUCCCUGAUACAGCAUCAAAAUGGUUAGGGAGAACAAAGCAGCAUGGAAGGCUCAGUACUUCAUCAAGGUUGUGGAACUGUUCGACGAGUUCCCCAAGUGUUUUAUUGUGGGCGCCGACAAUGUGGGCUCCAAGCAGAUGCAGAACAUUCGUACCAGCCUGCGUGGCCUGGCCGUAGUGUUGAUGGGCAAGAACACGAUGAUGCGCAAGGCUAUCCGUGGUCAUCUGGAGAACAACCCCCAGUUGGAGAAGCUGCUGCCGCACAUCAAGGGCAACGUGGGCUUUGUGUUCACCAAGGGCGAUCUGGCUGAGGUGCGCGAUAAGCUGCUCGAGUCUAAGGUUCGCGCCCCGGCUCGUCCCGGUGCCAUUGCCCCCCUCAACGUCAUCAUCCCGGCCCAGAACACCGGUCUGGGACCCGAGAAGACCAGUUUCUUCCAGGCUCUGUCCAUCCCUACCAAGAUUUCCAAGGGAACAAUUGAAAUCAUCAACGAUGUGCCUAUCCUUAAGCCCGGUGACAAGGUGGGCGCCUCCGAGGCGACUCUGCUCAACAUGUUGAACAUCUCGCCCUUCUCGUAUGGCCUGAUCGUCAACCAGGUGUACGACUCUGGAUCCAUCUUCUCGCCCGAGAUCCUGGACAUCAAGCCCGAGGAUCUGCGCGCCAAGUUCCAACAGGGAGUGGCCAACUUGGCUGCCGUGUGUUUGUCCGUGGGUUACCCAACCAUCGCCUCGGCCCCGCACAGCAUCGCCAACGGUUUCAAGAACUUGUUGGCUAUUGCCGCUACCACCGACGUGGAAUUCAAGGAGGCCACCACCAUCAAGGAGUACAUCAAGGACCCCAGCAAGUUUGCUGCCGCCGCCUCGGCCUCAGCUGCCCCAGCUGCUGGAGGUGCUGCCGAGAAGAAGGAGGAGGCCAAGAAGGCCGAAUCCGAGUCCGAGGAGGAGGACGAUGACAUGGGCUUCGGUCUUUUCGAUUAAGCUGGUUCCGGAAUUACCUGGUCUCUUGGCACGUGCGGCUCCCACAGCCCAGCGCUUCUGCUUUCAACAGUUACCCAUUAAGAUCUUUAAUUAUGUGUUAUUUGUGCAAAUAAUUGUCGCGGUUUGACGGACCCAAUGGCAAGUUGCCCUAAACAUUGUAUAAACUGUUUGAAAGCUCA